This is a messenger RNA of Coregonus clupeaformis (lake whitefish), 1516 nucleotides long. RefSeq names its product chromosome unknown C20orf96 homolog (gene cunh20orf96). The transcript is spliced from 10 exons. Bases 170 to 1330 code for a protein of 386 amino acids. Lineage: Eukaryota; Metazoa; Chordata; Actinopteri; Salmoniformes; Salmonidae. The record is from RefSeq and is a predicted model, not a curated record.
GGAAGCGUUACAGAACAUUCCGGAGUAACUUCUAUAUUAUGCAGCUAGGUCACAGUUAAAUUAGCAAGGUUGCAAGUCGUAUUUAUAUUUCAAAAGUUAGAAUGACUUGUUAUUAUGCUGCAAGUUCACCUUUGGAAUCAACUUAUGACGAUUUAUUGAUGUAAAAGCAAUGAAUGUACUGCCAAACCAUCUUGUCAAGUCACUGAAGGAAGAUUUCAAGAAAUUGGAUUACAGCAAGUGGGAGAGAUGCAACAGGAGCAAGACAGAGCCCCCUCCCUGGGUGAUUUUGCCCCCACUGCCCAACAAGACUACUGGCUCACCAAGCGAGCGUUAUCACGCCACAGGGAGAGAGGACAGUGGGCCCUCCUCCGCCUCCCAUAACAUUUUUCCAACAACUGACAAGCCAGGGAAGUCUCGCCUCAACACUGGCCAUGAAGAGUCCACUGCAUCAUCUAUGGGUCGACUCUCUCGACGGAGGAGGAACGAAAGAGUGAAACUGGACCCCAUCACUUUGAAGAAACAAGAAAAUAUCAAAACACUGAAUUUGCUGAUCAUGUCGAGGAAGAAGGCCCUAAUGGAGCUGGAGAAGCACUGUGCAUUGCUGCAGGAGAGCAAUGUCCGCAUGGCCGGGGAGAUAGACAGCACAGACAGACAGUCAGUGUCCAGUGCCAGGGAAUUCCUCAUCCGGCAUGAGAAAUUAGGGAGUUCGAUAGCUGCUUUCAACAGCUGGAGCCACAGUCAGAUUGAGCAGGCCAAGACAGAGCUCAAGGACGCUGAGGCUGCUGCAAAGAACAGACUUUGGGGUCUCCAUGAGCAGCUGAGGGGGGUGAAGGCAGAGCUGGUGAACGCCCAAGCGGAGCUCCACACCCUGAAGACCUACAAGGACAAAGAGUACCCCGUCAAGGCCCUGCGCAUUGCCGAGAUAAAGAGAGAGAUCGAGAAACUCAAAGAGACACAGCAGGACGAGAAUGAGGACGUGAACUUGCUGUGCCAGACAGAGAUGGUGUACCUGGAGAGACGAUCCCAACAAAAAGAGCAGGAAGUCCUCUCUGUCAUAGCUAAGCAAAAUGUUUCAUAUAUUCCCUGUGUGGUCAAACUGAUGGCCACACAUAAUCAGACGAUAAAGAAAGAAAUUGGAAUCCACAAAAAGGAAAUUGCGGAGCUGGAAGAUAAGAACAGAGAGCUGAUCCAGAGUGUCCAGGAACUGCAACUAUCACGGACCAACAUCACGAAAGACAUCUUCCAAGACGUUUUCCCCAAAUCAGAUAAAUGCACCCCGGAUAUGGACGUGACCUUAAACAUCCCUCGUGAGGAGUGGCUCCCCAUUUAGAUGUGUGACAGACUAGGAGAGACACGACUUGUGUGUCGCUUGGCUGCAUUUAAACCUGCUGGGCUCUUCUUGACACAACCCUAUAAUUUCUGUUAUACUGAGUGCCCAUCUUCUCCUACUACAGUGUCCAAUCUGCAUUGUAAUACCAGUCAACUGGGGCCAAUAAACAUUUGUGAACCUUUCUAA